Messenger RNA from Amphiprion ocellaris (clown anemonefish), 1382 nucleotides. It is a transcript of the gene gpn1, whose product is annotated as GPN-loop GTPase 1. Lineage: Eukaryota; Metazoa; Chordata; Actinopteri; Pomacentridae. The coding region runs from base 25 to 1215 and encodes 396 amino acids. The transcript has 14 exons. Gene Ontology annotation, molecular function: ATP hydrolysis activity; GTPase activity. The record is from RefSeq and is a predicted model, not a curated record.
CCGGUUGUCAUAACGACCAGCAACAUGGCGGCAGAGGCGCCGAACUCCGGUGCUGAGGCGGUUUUACCGGAGAGUUCAGCGGCGGGAGGAGACGGCAGAGCACCGGCGGCUGGUGCCCGGGACAAGCCGGUGUGUCUGAUCGUGCUGGGCAUGGCGGGCUCCGGGAAAACCACCUUCGUCCAGCGGCUGACGGCUCACCUUCACACCCAGAAAUCUCCUCCGUACGUCAUCAACCUGGACCCUGCCGUCCACGAAGUCCCGUUCCCCGCUAACAUCGACAUCAGGGACACGGUGAACUAUAAGGAGGUGAUGAAGCAGUACGGACUUGGUCCUAACGGCGGCAUCGUCACGUCACUGAAUCUGUUUGCGACUCGCUUCGACCAGGUGAUGCAGUUCAUCGAGAAGAAGCAGCAGAAUCACCGGUUUGUUCUCAUCGAUACUCCGGGUCAGAUUGAAGUUUUCACCUGGUCGGCGUCAGGAACCAUCAUCACCGAGGCUCUGGCGUCGUCCUUCCCAUGUGUUGUGAUCUACGUCAUGGACACGUCUCGCAGCGUCAGUCCCGUGACCUUCAUGUCCAACAUGCUCUACGCCUGCAGUAUUCUCUACAAGACCAAGCUGCCGUUCAUCGUAGUCAUGAACAAGACCGAUAUAAUUGAUCACAGCUUCGCCGUGGAGUGGAUGCAGGACUUCGAGGUGUUCCAGGACGCUCUGAACCAGGAGACGUCGUACGUCAGCAACCUGACCCGGUCCAUGAGCCUGGUCCUGGACGAGUUCUACACCAACCUGAGGGUGGUGGGCGUGUCCGCGGUGACAGGAAGUGGGCUGGACCAGCUGUUUGCACAGGUGGAGGACGCCGCCGAGGAGUACGAGAGAGAUUACAGACCAGAAUAUGAACGACUGAGACAACAGCUGACGGAGGCUCAGAGCAGGAAGCAGCAGCAGCAGUUGGAUCGUCUGAGGAAGGACCUUGGAGCUGUGGAGAUGUCGUCCACGCCGUCCGCCGAGGAAGCCGACAUCGCUGGGCCUAGUGACCUCAUCAUGACACGUGGUAACCAAGACGACGGCGAGGAGGAGGAAGACAGCGACACGGACGACAUCGACCACACCGUCACGGAGGAGAGCAAAGAGGGCGACGCCUUCGGAAACUUCCUGAAGGAGAGGAAGGAAGUGGUUCAGGUCCGAAACAGGAAGUGUGCGAUGCCCCCCAACCCAUGACCUCUGACCUCAGCAGUAGGUGACCUGUGACCUCACUCACUCAGAGAAGCUGAUUGGCUGCUCUCCCCCUCAGAGAAAAACUUAUAUUUUUAUAUUUCAUGUAGACUUUUGUUUGUGAAGCACUGAGAGGAUUUAUGAUCCGGAAAAUAAAACUUUAGAUGGUUUCA